AUGAAGGGCGAGAUUCUUCACCUCCACCUUGGCCAGGCCGGUGUCCAGCUGGGUAACUCUGCUUGGGAACUCUACCUGCUCGAGCACGGCCUCGGCGCUGAUGGUCGUCCCGACCCCAACGGCCCUGAGAUCGGCGACCCUGGCUCUUUCGAGACCUUCUUCUCCGAAACCAGCGGUGGCAAGCAUGUUCCUCGCUCCAUCUUCGUCGACCUGGACCCCUCGCCCAUUGACGAGAUCCGUACCGGCGCCUACCGUCAGCUGUUCCACCCCGAGCUGUUGAUCAGCGGCAAGGAGGAUGCCGCCAACAACUACGCCCGUGGCCACUACACCAUUGGCAAGGAGAUGGUCGAUAAUGUCAUUGACCGCAUCCGCCGUGUUGCCGACAACUGCCACUCCCUCCAGGGCUUCCUGAUCUUCCACUCCUUCGGUGGUGGUACCGGUUCCGGUUUCGGUGCCCUCCUUCUCGAGCGUCUUUCUACCGAGUACGGCAAGAAGUCCAAGCUUGAGUUCGCCGUCUACCCCGCUCCUCGUGUCUCGACGGCCGUUGUCGAGCCUUACAACGCUGUCCUGUCCACCCACAGCACCAUCGAGAACUCCGACUGUACGUUCCUCGUCGACAACGAGGCUGUCUACGACAUCUGCCGCCGCAACCUAGACAUCCCCCGUCCCUCAUACGAGCACCUCAACCGUCUGAUCGCUCAGGUCGUCUCUUCCAUCACCUCGUCUCUCCGAUUCGACGGUGCCCUGAACGUCGACCUCAACGAGUUCCAGACCAACCUGGUGCCCUACCCUCGUAUCCACUACCCCCUGAUCAGCUACGCUCCCGUUGUGUCUGCUUCGAACAGCCAGCACGAGAGCUUCAAGGUUCAGGAGUUGACCUUCCAGUGCUUCGAGCCCAACAACCAGAUGGUCGUCUGCGAUCCCCGCAACGGCAAGUACAUGGCUGUGGCUCUGCUGUAUCGUGGCGACGCCGUCCCUCGCGACUGCAACGCUGCCAUUGCCGCGCUCAAGGCCAAGUCCUCCUUCAACCUGGUCGAAUGGUGCCCCACGGGCUUCAAGCUCGGAAUCAACUACCAGAAGCCUGUUGCCGUCCCCGCCGCCCCAGGCGAUGGCGGUCUCGCCUCUGUCGACCGUUCCGUCUCCAUGUUGUCCAACACCACCGCGAUUGCUGAGGCUUGGUCGAGGCUGGACCACAAGUUUGACCUCAUGUACAGCAAGCGUGCUUUCGUGCACUGGUACGUUGGUGAGGGCAUGGAGGAGGGUGAGUUCAGCGAGGCCCGUGAGGAUCUUGCUGCGCUCGAGAAGGAUUACGAGGAGGUUGCCGCCGAUUCGUUCGAGCCUGAUGAGGGUGACGCUGAGUACUAA
Messenger RNA from Verticillium nonalfalfae, 1365 nucleotides. RefSeq names its product alpha-tubulin. Lineage: Eukaryota; Fungi; Ascomycota; Sordariomycetes; Glomerellales; Plectosphaerellaceae. The transcript is spliced from 5 exons. The record is from RefSeq and is a predicted model, not a curated record. Gene Ontology annotation, molecular function: structural constituent of cytoskeleton; GTP binding. Gene Ontology annotation, cellular component: microtubule; cytoplasm. Bases 1 to 1365 code for a protein of 454 amino acids. Gene Ontology annotation, biological process: mitotic cell cycle; microtubule cytoskeleton organization.